Molecule: messenger RNA, 450 nt
Organism: Cyphellophora attinorum
Lineage: Eukaryota; Fungi; Ascomycota; Eurotiomycetes; Chaetothyriales; Cyphellophoraceae
Exons: 1
Coding region: 1-450 (149 amino acids)
Source: RefSeq, a predicted model, not a curated record
AUGGCGGAAGGCCGCAUUCAAGGCAAUCAGAUCACUAUCACCAUGUCUCCCAACGCUACAAUUCUCGAUAUCCGUGAGUCAGUUCGGAAGCCGAUUAUCUGCUCCUCGAAUUUCCUCGCAUCACGAGCAGGCCAUACUCGAAAAUCCCUCGAGGCUCAGCGGCGGGACAUCGACAAGCAGACGCGUGAGAUCGAAGCCGCGCUGGAGAAGGCGUACGACAAGGUCAACGAGUUCGAAGGAUGUGACUUGGAAUCAGAUGCAGGACUCAAGCAAUUGUGGGAAGAAGCUCAGCACAAGGUCAAAGAUCUCCAGGAACAGUACCUGACACUCCGUGCAGCACGUGAGUCGUGGCGAACAACGGCGAAUAGGUAUGCGGAGGAUGCGGCGGACGAAGCCGAGGCUGUGAGGCAAGCUGCGCUGGAGAACUUAUUGAACGAGGCAGCUUGGUAA